Salvia miltiorrhiza (redroot sage) is the source of this 1479-nucleotide messenger RNA. Its product is annotated as histone deacetylase 8. The transcript has 3 exons. The coding region runs from base 131 to 1255 and encodes 374 amino acids. The record is from RefSeq and is a predicted model, not a curated record. Lineage: Eukaryota; Viridiplantae; Streptophyta; Magnoliopsida; Lamiales; Lamiaceae.
AGUGAGUAGAUUCCACGAAAAUUCAUUUUAUAUACCAAGACUUUGAGAAGAAAAAUAAGUGGGCCGUGAAAAUUGUGUCGCAGCGAUCGAGAAGUGUAGCCGCAGCCACACACAAAUCCAAGACUUAAUAAUGGCGGAUGAAGUGAUCCACGUAUUCUGGGAGGAAGGAAUGCUGAGGCAUGAUGCGGGUCGGGGCGUAUUCGACUCGGGUUUGGAUCCGGGAUUCCUGGAUGUGCUGGAAGCCCACCCGGAGAACGCGGGGCGGGUCAAGAACAUGGUUUCCAUCCUCAAACGGGGCCCCAUCGCCCCAUUUCUCUCUUGGCAUCAAGGCCGUCGCGCCCUCAUCUCCGAAUUGCUCUCUUUCCACACCCAAGAAUAUAUAGAUGAGCUAGUCGAGGCAGACAGAAGCGGGGGCAAGGACUUCGGUGGUGGAACGUUCUUAAACCCCGGAUCAUGGGACUCUGCGCUCCUUGCUGCCGGAACCACUCUGUCAGCGAUGAAACACAUACUUGAUGGGAAUGGAAAGGUUUCGUAUGCAUUGGUUCGGCCUCCAGGUCAUCAUGCUCAGCCUACCCGGGCAGACGGAUAUUGUUUUCUGAACAAUGCAGGUCUUGCAGUGGAAUUAGCUCUGAGCUCCGGGGUUAGCAAAGUUGCCGUCAUUGAUAUAGAUGUGCACUAUGGAAACGGGACUGCUGAGGGCUUCUAUCGCUCGAAUAGGGUCCUCACUAUCUCACUUCAUAUGAAUCACGGGUCGUGGGGCCCUUCACACCCGCAAGAUGGAACCGUGGGUGAGCUAGGUGAAGGGGAGGGCUAUGGUUAUAACCUGAAUAUACCCCUGCCUAAUGGAUCUGGGAAUCGAGGGUAUGCGCAUGCGGUGACUGAAUUAGUCGUGCCUGCUAUCGAGAGAUUCGAUCCUGAGAUGAUGGUUCUUGUCGUUGGCCAAGAUUCUAGCGCUUUUGAUGCAAAUGGGAGGCAGUGCUUGACUAUGGAAGGGUAUAGGAGAAUCGGGCAGAUAGUCGGGGAAAUGGCCGAGAAGCAUAGUGCAGGGCGCGUCCUGAUCGUGCAAGAGGGCGGUUACCAUCUUACUUAUUCGGCUUAUUGUCUGCACGCCACGCUUGAAGGUGUGCUCGGCUUCCCGGCUCCUCUGCUGUCCGAUCCCCUUGGUUGCUAUCCCGAAGACGAGGCUUUCACCGUAGCUGUCGUUCAAUCCAUAAACAAGUUUCACCGAGAAAGCGUCGUCCCGUUUCUAAAGUAAGUCGACAUGUCUUUCAUCUUCAUCAUGCUUUGCAAUUCCCCUUCACUUGUAUGUUCAAACAAGCAUGUUUGCUUAUGUUAAGCUCAAAGUCAUGUUUUGUGUUAAUCCGUUAAUCUUGGUGUUGUAUUUGAUCAAUUAACGAAAUUAUAGGCAAAAUCAGAGCCUCAAAUGUACCAUUAACUAAAGUAGCAAAGCAAAUGGGUAUCAAUUUCUACUUAUUGCAA